This is a messenger RNA of Sebastes umbrosus (honeycomb rockfish), 1717 nucleotides long. RefSeq names its product dynactin 5 (gene dctn5). NCBI's taxonomy places the organism in Eukaryota, Metazoa, Chordata, Actinopteri, Perciformes, Sebastidae. The record is from RefSeq and is a predicted model, not a curated record. The coding region runs from base 209 to 757 and encodes 182 amino acids. The transcript has 6 exons.
UCUGAAAGUUACAAACAGUCCCUUUAAGGAAAUCCAUCGAUGAUUUGGCACUCAACUCAUAUUGUCUGAAAUCCUUUCAUAGUCGGCAGCAGAGGGAGCUGACAGCAGAGCAACACAGACACAUAGCUGCUAGCUUACUGUGACUGAAUUACCCCAGCUGGCUUAAAUAUUGCACCAUAUAUACAUUAUAUUAUAUGUAUUACUAGCCAUGGAGUUAUCUGAAAUACUGUACAACAAGGCGGAGUACAUUGAGACGGCUUCUGGCAACAAAGUGAGCAGGCAGUCAGUGCUGUGUGGAAGUCAAAACAUCGUACUCAAUGGAAAAACUAUUGUCAUGAAUGACUGCAUCAUCAGAGGAGACCUGGCUAAUGUCAGGGUGGGCAGACACUGUGUGGUGAAGAGCCGGAGCGUCAUUCGACCACCUUUCAAAAAAUUCAGCAAAGGAGUGGCGUUCUUCCCGCUGCACAUCGGAGACCACGUCUUCAUCGAGGAGGACUGUGUGGUCAACGCAGCACAGAUUGGUUCCUACGUCCACAUUGGCAAGAACUGUGUCAUAGGUCGUCGCUGUGUGCUGAAGGACUGUUGCAAGAUCUUAGACAACACCGUGCUCCCUCCUGAGACCGUAGUGCCGCCUUUUACCGUCUUCUCUGGAUGCCCAGGUCUAUUUUCAGGAGAGCUCCCAGAGUGCACGCAGGACCUGAUGAUUGAUGUAACAAAAAGUUACUAUCAGAAGUUUCUGCCUCUCAGCCAGAUCUGAGUCCUGCCUGAGAACCGUCAGCCGGAUCCACACCCUUUCCAGCCAGUUCCACGUCCGGGUUGGGGCCUCUCAUCAGAAAUGGACACUGAGAGCUCACCCUCUAUCUUUCACCUCACAGAGGCCCUGUGUUUCUCUGCCCCAGGACAAACAUUUGGUCUUAUUAAGAACCUAUAUGAUUCUAUUUUAUGAGUAAUUGCUUAUGUUUGCAGCUCCAAAUUGCAGUGAGUCUUGAAAAGUCUUUACUAAAUUGCACACAGCACGCUCAUGUUUACUAACCCAGCCAGUCUGAGAUGCCUUCAAAGGGCACAAAUAAAAAAAAAACAGGCACUAGGUUUUAGAUAUUUUUUAUUUCCAAUGAAGUAUGUUUAUGCAGUCUGAUGACUUGAGAAACUCAAGGACCUCUGUGUGGCUGCCGAUAAUCACAAUCUUCGCUCUCUGACAGCAGCUGUAGGUGAAGAUGAGGAAGUGGAGGAGCUAUGAAAGGAAGCAGGUGAAGGGUGGAGGUAUAUGAACACAUCUUGUUAUAUACCGUAUGACACCCAUGGACCAAAACAAUUGCAACAACAGUUGUGAUUGAGGAUGUUGGCUGUACAUGUGCAUUAUUCAUGUCCACAUAUAAUUUGGGAAAAAGAGGCGUACACUCAAAUCAGCAGUUUGUGAAAAAGGUAUUAUGUUGUUUUAGUCUCUGUUAUUUUAUUUCUACCGUUGCAGAACUUGUUUGCUUCCUCCACUGGCUUACGUAAUUUGUCAUAAAAAUUAUUUAACUGUGGAUUUUUUCAUUGUUUCAAACUAUCAUCUGCAAUGUUAAUUUGUUUGAAUAUGUUGAUAUGUGCAGGACAGCCUCACCUGCUUUGCCUUCGUCAUUUUCUGUGAGCAUACAAUAACCAGAACCAACAUCUAAAAUUGUGCCGCAAUUAAAUAAAUAUAAAUGCUUGAAAAUGUGGACUCUGCAAUACAAAA